CAGUUGCCUGAUAUGAGCGACGACAGCACCAUCUCUGAAUACGAAACUGACACAACAUGCUGCUACUGGAAGCGCCUUACUCCCGACCUCAUACACAAAAUUGCUAGCUGCUUACACCCGAAUGAAACAGCAUCGGCCCUGAAACUAGUCGAUUGCGAAACCGCGUCGGCUCUGCGCGACAACUAUAAGACAUUAUACUUGUCACACAGGCAUAGUGACCUAUGGAAAGCUACAGGCCAGACCUGCGCGCGCGCGGAAAGGCCCUGGCCUGGGUCUGCCUUCGUGGCGCACUGGAGCCGCCCCGAGCCCUGGCGCUCGCUCAGCUUUCGCCAGCGGCGGCGGCUUCUGUGCCUGGCCGCGUCCUCGGGCCACGCGCCCAGCCUGGACGCGGCGCUGGCGCACUGCGGCUGCUCACUCGUGUUAGAAGUGAUGGUGGCGACUGCCGCGGCGGGGAACCUGGAGGGCUGCGAGCGGCUGCUGCGGCAAGAGGGCUGCGUGGUUUACCGGGAAGCGCUGAAAGCGGCGGCGGCGGGUGGCCACCUGCCGACGCUGCAGCUGCUGCUCGCGGCAGCCCAUGUACGGAACGUGCCGCACGUGUUUCGUGCCGCUUGCGUCGGCGGCCAGGUCCACGUUGUGACCUGGCUGACCCAGACGUUCGGCAGUACCGGCAGUGGCAGAAGCGCUGGCCCAGACUCUGCAGACGCAGCGGCGGCAGCGGCUGCUGGGCAGGUUGAGAUGAUGGAGUACCUCCUGAGCCAGCUGUUACAGCCGCUGCUACUGCCUGUGGUGAUGACAAUGGCACAAGGGAAUGACGGGCCUGCAGCUGCAGGGGAGGAGGUGGUGGGGGCGGCGGCUUCAGGGCCAAGCCGGGGCAGUCUGGGCAGCGCGCUCAGCAGCAAUCCACUGCCAUCAGCACUUAUUCCGUGUCCGCCUCAGCCUCGGUCCCAGCCUCAGCAGGCAGGGUCGCCACUGCCGCAUCCCCCGCCCCUGCUGCUGACUGCCUCGGGCGCCAUCCGGCGGCUGGAGCUGCUUCUGGGUCUGGUGCUAGGCUGCCCACUGGAGGUGCUGCGGCGGCACUACCACUGGCUUGCGAGUGGGGUAGUGCUGCCGACCCAUGGGGCGCCGAUGGCCGCAGGACAGGGAGCAGCAGCAGUAGCAGAGGUGGAGGCGGAGGUGGACGGAGGCGGUGGGAUUGCGGAGGACGCUGCCUUCUUUGUUCCAGGCGACUCACCACUGCGGCGGCGGCGGAUGCUGCUGGCUGCAGCCUUCACCAGCCCCACAUCUGACUGGGAGGCCAAACUGGACUUCCUACUGUCGACAUGGGGGCUGGCAUCUGGGCUGGACGCAAGGGCUGCACCUGGCCCCGUUGCCAGUGCUGGUGUCCCAGCAUUGCGACAUUACCCCAGGACUCCCCGACCUGAGCUGACGCAGCUCGCCGAGCAGUGUCUUGCAGUGGGCACCGAUGAUGUCUACGAGGUGGCAUGGAUUGACCUGGCAGCCCGGCCUGACUUCCUGGCGCGGCUGCAGUGCCUGCGGGCGGCCGGGUUUGAGUUCAACCACGUAAUGCUCGAGCUGGCAGCAGAGGCUGCUCAGCCGGAAGCUUUGGCAUACCUGUGGGAGGAGUGUGGAAUGGGGACCCAAGGGUCAGCCCCCAGUGCCGACAUCCUGGCGACCUACUUCCUGCAUGGCUGCGCCCGGUUCAGCCAUGGGGGCAGCUGGGGUGUGAGUAGCGGGAUAUCUGGCACGGCGGGUGGCGCAGCAGGUGGUGUGGCGCGGUCGCGUCGGUGCCUCCAGAUGCUGCGGCUGUUGCGGGAUUGGGGGGCCGUGUUCACGGCUUCACAUGUCACCCAGGCAGCAAGGAGUGCCGCGCCAGAGGAGCUGGUACCAUGGCUGCUGCAGGAGGUGGCAGCACACAACGGGGAGGACACAGACACACAGCAGCAGCAGGAGGAGGAAAGGGAAGCCUGCAGCAAGGCGUUUCAAGUAGCAGCAGUGCACAGCGGCAGCCUGCCAGUUCUGCAGGCACUACGGGCGCGUGGUGCGGCAGUGUGCUUGAAGUCGGUGGCAUUUGGCGGCAGCGAGGAGGCGCUGGAGUGGGCGGCGGCGGAGCUGGAGGCAGAGGGCAAGCUGCAGCCCCUGGAUGACAUGGAAGCCCGCCGAGUAGCAGACUCUGGCAACCAUGCGGCAAUGGAGUGGCUGCGGGGCCGCGGCCUACUGCCACAACGGUUAUAGCGAGCUACUCCUUGCAACUAGGCAAGCAGUAAAGGAAUUGAGCAAUGUGGCCUUGGUGCAGGGCAGGAGUGACUGAUGAUGAGGUGCAGCAGUGCACAUGCUUGGGAAAGGCUGCUUGGACAGGCCAGGUUUGUGGACUUGUGGUACUGAAAACUGCCACAAAAUUUGGAUGCAUUAGCAAUGCAGUGAGUGGUAAGGUGGUUUGCAAGAUGCAUGGCAUUGCAGCAUAGGGUACUGGAAGUGUGACUGGCCGUUGCUGGCGAAGGAGCGGGGUUGGAAGGGAUGUCAGGUGAGGUGCUGGGAGGCCCCUGCUGGUGGAGGAGUGGGAUGUGGUGGGAAGCGGAGUCGGUGUGGGGAGUCUGGGCGUGUCUGGUGCACACCAGGUGUGCCUGUUGGUAUUAUCGUGAGGAGCGUAGGACAUUGUGGAGAUGAGCUCUGGUACCGGGAGAAAGGACGCGAAUGCGAACGGUGCUCGCCAGGUGCAGUGCAGGCACGGAUGGAAGAGACGCGCACCGGGGCCAGAUAGUGCGGUGACGGUCAUCGGUCGGCAGAAGGUGAAUUUGCAGGGUGGCUUCAUGAACUUAUAUCAAUAGAAUAUUAUGUAUUACCAUAUGAUCAGACAUCCAUUUUGACUUUGCUAAGCAGCUCUGAUACUCAAUUUAGACGGCGGCGGCCUCGGGCGCAAAGGCGGCUGAGAUGCAAUCGAUUGGCCUGGACCAGCGCACAGCCCAAGUUGACGGCCUCAAGCAUGGGCAAUACGAUUGCGGGUAGGGCGUGGCAAGUGCCGCAGACGCAGCAGCAAGCGCUGCUGCCCCGUUGCGUUUGUUUCACGGGCGAGCCUGGCCCGGCGCUGCGCGGCGUUGUGAGCAUGUGGUGGCCGGGGUGGGGUUUGGGCACGAGUUGAGCGGGUGUAGCUUGCGUCGUGAAACUUUUCGC
Messenger RNA from Chlamydomonas reinhardtii, 3168 nucleotides. RefSeq lists its product as uncharacterized. Gene Ontology annotation, molecular function: glycerophospholipase activity. NCBI's taxonomy places the organism in Eukaryota, Viridiplantae, Chlorophyta, Chlorophyceae, Chlamydomonadales, Chlamydomonadaceae. The transcript is spliced from 2 exons. The coding region runs from base 430 to 2232 and encodes 600 amino acids. Gene Ontology annotation, cellular component: endoplasmic reticulum; membrane; cell periphery. Gene Ontology annotation, biological process: ceramide biosynthetic process; sphingolipid catabolic process. The record is from RefSeq and is a predicted model, not a curated record.